AUGGCUUGUCGGCCUUUGCUAUUGCUGGCCGUAUUGGCCUGCAUUUUUACCGUGCCCGCUGCCGCGCAAUGCAGCAACACUGGUGCCGUGGCAAAUGUUGCUGCCAUCCAGACUUUGCUCAACAAUGCAGCCAUGACCACCAUCUGUCUUCCCGCACAAACCUACGCCUUCGGCUCUUCCGGUACCCCGUUGACGAUCACUCGCAACGUGAAUAUUGUGGGCACAAACACAAUCUUCACGAUUGGCUCCAACGCGGCUCGGUUUUUCACCAUAUCAGCCAACCUCGCACUGGUCAACAUUACCGGCCUGACCCUCGAUGCAACAGGCUCUUCAUACACAAGUCAAGGCCGGUGCAUUUCCGUUGCCGCUAACACCCGUUUAGUUCUAGGGAACACCAAGUUCAUCGGUGCAGCGUCGCUUCAAGGCGCGCUAUAUCUGACAUCAGGUUCCAGUGCCGAGGGUACCGGCCUUUCGUUCUCUGCCUGUGGAUACUCUUCGGGACUUUUCGGCUCUACUUCAUACGGCAGCGCAGUGUAUUUGGAAGGGUCGACAACAUUCACUUGUACUGGCUGCACGUUCAAGGACAGUGUGAAUGGAUACAAUGUUUACGGCGGUGCAUUUUAUCUGGCAACCAAGUCGUACGUUCGGAUCUAUGAUUCAACAUUCAGCACCAAUGCCGCAGGCUACGCUGGUGGAGUCGCCGACGUGGAGAACAACUCUGUGUUUGAGGUUUUCAACUCGAACUUUACUGGAAACUUUGCGGAUACAGACAGCAGCGGCGGUGGCGUGGUUUACGCAAAGGAUGGCACCAGCGUUUGGUUCCAAGGUUGUAACUUCAUGAGCAACUCUGCCAAGGGUCAAUCAGGAGGCGUUAUUUUUGCUGGCGCGACGGCAAACAUUACCUUGCUUCAAUCCACAUUCACCACCAACACGGCGAGCUCAUAUGGUGCAAUCGUCUACACUGGGACGCAACCUUCCAUUAACAUCAUCGGAUCGACAUUCUCCUCCAACUCGGCGACAAUUGGUGGAAUUGUCUACACUGGUGGCACAGCCUCCAUUACGAUCAGCGGAUCAACAUUCACCUCCAACUCGGCGACUUCUUCAAAUGGCGGUGUAGUGUACACCGCCACCAUUACGAUCAGCGGAUCGACCUUCACCGCCAACAAAGCGACGAGUGCCGACGCUGGCGUUCUGUACGUCGGAAACGGCGCCGGCAUCAUCAUUGACAAUUCAACGUUUACCUCGAAUACGGCGUACACAGACGCUGGUGUGAUUCGCACCGGAACCACGUCCCAAGUCACCAUCACAUCCAGCACCUUUUCCCAAAACUCGGCUUCGGGCGCUGGUGGUGUGUUCUUGCUGGAAGGCGCAAGCUCCGCGGUUGUUGCGUCCGACACCUUGUUUUACAGCAACCAAGCCAUCAGCGGUGGAGUUUUGGAUAUGAUUUCAAGCAACACUCUGCGCGCAUCCUUCUUCCGCUGCAACUUUACGGCAAACCUGCUCUCGUCUGCGUCCGGUACUGGCGGCACAGUGUUCCGCGUUCGUAACAACCAGAUUGUUGUCGUGGAUACAACCUUGACCGGCAACGUUCGCGCAUCGACCACGAACAAUGUUGGCAUGAUUCAGGUGGAUUCAACUGGAAGAGUCGGUGUCGUCAACUCGCAGCUGUCGGGCAACAGUGGCACCAAGCAAUUUGAUGCUCUUUUGGCGUCAGCUACCCUGCUGACCUUGGGCGCGAACAUUACUCCAUCCGGCACGACAAUGAUUAACGAGCCAAAUCUUGCCGCGUAUUGCAUCGAUUGCAAGGCGAUCGCUCCUUUCCUCUGCACUGCUGUUCCAGCUUGCGCCUUUGUGUCCUCGUCGCGAGUUAUGACACCGACAUCCUUGUUGUCUUCGGCAACGCCUUCUUCUGCCACUCCAUCGUCUGCUACGCCAUCAGUGACGCCUUCGUCUGCCACUCCUUCGUCCGCCACUCCAUCUGUGACGCCUUCGUCCGCCACUCCAUCUGUGACGCCUUCGUCCGCCACUCCAUCUGUGACGCCUUCGUCCGCCACGCCGUCGGUGACGCCUUCGUCUGCCACUCCGCUGUCCGUCACACCGUCUUCUGACACUCCAUUGGUCGAGUCAUCCUCCGCGAUUCCCGCUUCGGUCACGCCGUCCUCGGACACCCCCUCGCUCACACCGUCCUCUCACACUCCCCCUGUGGUCGAGUCGUCGGCUACGCCUUUGUCAUCCGAUACACCAGUGUCUUCCCAUACGCCAGUGCCAUCCGAUACACCCCUGUCCUCUGCGACACCUUUGUCAUCCGAUACACCUCUGUCUUCUGCGACACCACCCCUGUCCUCUGCGACACCAGAUUCGAGCGAGACGAGCUUGCCUGAGGCCUCGAGCGCCACCCCUUCGUCCCAUUCCGUGCUUCAUUCUCAGACUCCCGUAUCGUCCACCCGCGUGGCUACAUACACGGGCGUCGGGCCCAACAGCCAAGGAGCAUCGUCCAACAACACUGCCAUCAUUGGCGCGGUUGCGGCUGGCGUGGUGCUGCUCGUGCUGCUGUGCCUGUUCCUGGUUGUGCAUCGCCGUCGUCGCCAAACCAAGUCAAAGCGCAAGUCACCCUCGAGCGAUAUCGAGCUCUCCCAUCAGUUUGAGAUUCACGGCAAUCCGCUUGCGUAUGCCACCCAUACAAGCGACGCAGCGGGCGCGGAUGGCAAUGAGCUGUACAACAAUCCGUUGUUUGCCAACCCGGUGUACGACGACCUGUCGGCCACCGCAGCCACGAAAACGUACGACGAGCUGAUCGGCACGGAAUCGACCUACGACACAUUGGCCGGGGCCUCGACGUACGAUAGCUUGCACGCCCCUGCAUACGACAAGGAGCAGGAGGCCUUGUAUGGCAAUGUCGAUGCUCCAGCAGCAGACGUUGGCCAAGCAGACUCUGGCCAAACCAACUAUGCCAGCAUCGUGCAGCGCGGCUCGCAACAGCUCGAUCCCGUCCCGUCUGGUUCGGAUGGAGGUUCGCAAUCCAACUCGACUCUUCAUUGA
Molecule: messenger RNA, 3039 nt
Organism: Capsaspora owczarzaki ATCC 30864
Lineage: Eukaryota; Filasterea; Ministeriida; Capsasporidae
Exons: 2
Coding region: 1-3039 (1012 amino acids)
Source: RefSeq, a predicted model, not a curated record